This is a messenger RNA of Saccoglossus kowalevskii, 1629 nucleotides long. Its product is annotated as ribosome biogenesis protein BRX1 homolog. The record is from RefSeq and is a predicted model, not a curated record. Lineage: Eukaryota; Metazoa; Hemichordata; Enteropneusta; Harrimaniidae. Gene Ontology annotation, biological process: rRNA processing; ribosomal large subunit assembly. Gene Ontology annotation, cellular component: nucleolus. Gene Ontology annotation, molecular function: rRNA binding.
AGAAAAUCAAACCCAGAUUCUUGUUACCGACCUUUACAGAACUGUAAAGAAGGAAAAAUUGCAAUUUUUUGAAAAUAUUCGUGGAACAUUUGACACAGCUUUUACCUCUAACAAGAUGAAAGCACUUCCUAUAAAUUUGUUUAUUUUCGGUCGUUUCGCGUUCGGCUAUUAUCGGAUCGGAAGAACGAUGUUACUUUUAAGUCCAGUUAUCUUGACUACGCUUUUCACUAGUUACAGAUUACGAAAUACUACACCGAGGAAUGAAAAUAAAACAAAAGUGAACACACACUGGUAUAUUUUAAACCUUUUGCGAUGAAACGUGUCUUUUUAUUCCGAAGUUAUCCGAACGUUAUCGAACGUAACGAAUGCAAGUUCAUCGGAUGACCCGGAAAUACUCAUGCUAAUUCCAAUAUGGCGAAACGCAAAGGAACUACGGAACAGUCACAAAACAAAGUGAAAAAGCUGAAGAAAUCGAGAUCACUAUCAAAGAAAGUGCCACGAGAACGAAAUUCAACCAGCACUUCAACAGAAGGUCUCCUUAAGAAGAGGAAAUGGAUAAACAAGACAAGAGUGUUAAUCUUUUGUUCAAGAGGGAUUUCAUACAGAGGACGACAUCUUAUGAAUGAUCUGCGAAGGCUAAUGCCGCAUUCAAAACCAGAUGUGAAAAUGGAAAAGAAAGAUGGACUGUUUUUAGUCAAUGAGAUCUGUGAAAUAAAGAACUGCAAUAAAGUCAUAUAUUUUGAAGCCAAAAAGAAAAAAGAUCUUUACAUGUGGAUUGCCAAUUCACCGAAUGGUCCAUCCGCAAAAUUUCUUAUUGAAAAUUUACAUACUAUGGAUGAACUUAAAAUGACUGGCAAUUGUUUGAAAGGAUCUCGACCAAUUCUGUCGUUUGAUUCGUCUUUUGGUGGCGAGCCCCACUACGCCUUACUCAAAGAAGUCUUCACUCAGAUUUUCAGUACGCCAUACCAUCAUCCUAAAAGUCAACCAUUCGUUGACCACGUUUAUACCUUUUCUGUUGGCGACAAUAGAAUAUGGUUCAGGAAUUAUCAGAUUGUAGAAGAAGAUGGUUCACUAGCUGAGGUUGGACCAAGAUUUGUACUCAAUCUUAUUAAAAUAUUUGGUGGUAGUUUUAUUGGUCCAACUUUGUAUGAAAAUCCUCACUAUAAAUCACCUAAUGAGCAACGGCGAGACUUGAAGCGAGAAGCAUCUCUACGGUACCAAAACCGAAUUCAAUCUAAAGCUGUACUUGAUCAAAGACGUGAACAAUCAAAAGACACUUCGUACAAGAUGGAUACUACAGAUGAAGUGUUUUUCACAAUAAAACCUGAAGAUGCUGAAGGACUUGCCAAAUCAACAUUUUAUCGAAAAAAAUAAGCAUAAUUUACAUAUAUCUUGGGAUGUAUAGUGAUGCACUCAAAGUUAACAAUGGAUUUGGUGAAGUUGAUGGUUUUCGUAUUAAAUUCAUUUGGGAUUUGGUCUUCCGGGAGACAAGAUGUCAGUUGCCCGUCAAACAGUUUUAUUUUGUAUAUGUGUAUCACAACCCGUAUGGUCACUUUGCUAAGAUUACAGAUUGCUUAGAGACUGGUAUUUUCACUUGUAUCGACUUUCAUUAAAUGGAAAAUGACAUUU